AUGAGUUGGGGUGGUUUUAAAAAAGCUGUUCAUAGAGCAAGUAAUACAGUGAUCAUUAAAGAUAUUGAUAAAAUUAAUGACAAAGAUUUUGAAUUGGAAGAAAGAAAAUAUGGUACAUUAAAGAAAAAUUGUCAACAAUUGGUCACUGAAUCAAAGGGUUAUUUGGAUUCCUUUAGAAUCGUAUCAUCAUCACAAUUAAAGAUUGCUGAAGUUCUUCAAAAUUUAAAUAAUGAUGUGGAUUCAACAACUAAAGGCUCGUCUCAUCAGAAUGCUAAUGAAUCUUAUUUACAGAUUGUCCAGGAUCUUGAUUCUCAAGUGAUGAAACGUUUAGAUGAACCAUAUAUUGAAACAGUAAUGAAUCCAAGUUUAAAAUUUGAAAGAUAUUUUAAAGAAAUUGAUGAAGCCAUUGUGAAAAGACACCAUAAAAGAAACGAUUAUGAGGCUGCAAAGGCUAAAGUAAGAAGAUUGACCGAUAAACCGUCAAAGGAUGUCAAUAAAUUACCAACAUGUGAAAAAGAAUUACAACUAAGCAAAGAAAUUUAUGAAUCUCUUAAUAAUCAAUUGAAACAAGAACUUCCACAAUUGAUUCAAUUAAGAGUACCAUAUUUCGAGCCAUCAUUUGAAGCUCUGGUGAAGAUUCAAUAUAGGUUUAGUACAGAAUCUUAUACAAAGUUAUCUCAAGUUCAACAAUAUAUCGAUCCACAAUUGAGGAAUCAUUACAUUGAUGGUACUUUGGAUAGAAAUAUUGAAAAUUUAUUAAAUCAAAUGAAAAACUUGGAUAUUUGUACAUUAGGUUUUGCAACUUAA
Messenger RNA from Maudiozyma barnettii, 807 nucleotides. RefSeq lists its product as uncharacterized. Lineage: Eukaryota; Fungi; Ascomycota; Saccharomycetes; Saccharomycetales; Saccharomycetaceae. Gene Ontology annotation, cellular component: mating projection tip; medial cortex; actin cortical patch. Bases 1 to 807 code for a protein of 268 amino acids. Gene Ontology annotation, biological process: endocytosis; plasma membrane tubulation; actin cortical patch localization. The transcript has a single exon. The record is from RefSeq and is a predicted model, not a curated record. Gene Ontology annotation, molecular function: protein binding; lipid binding.